Molecule: messenger RNA, 5670 nt
Organism: Xyrauchen texanus (razorback sucker)
Lineage: Eukaryota; Metazoa; Chordata; Actinopteri; Cypriniformes; Catostomidae
Product: coiled-coil and C2 domain-containing protein 1A-like
Exons: 29
Coding region: 175-3159 (994 amino acids)
Biological process (GO): regulation of transcription by RNA polymerase II
Cellular component (GO): nucleus
Molecular function (GO): DNA-binding transcription repressor activity, RNA polymerase II-specific; RNA polymerase II cis-regulatory region sequence-specific DNA binding
Source: RefSeq, a predicted model, not a curated record
AGUGCUUGAUUCUCCAUUGACUUCAGUGCAAUUCUGUGUUUACAACUGUAUUUAUGACACUCUACCGUUAAACUUUCAUGACUGACAGCUUAUUCUUCUCAAAGGAACAGCGUUUAUCACGUAAACCGCCCUCAGAGGAACAUCUGAUCGAGGUUUGAGGCAACUUUGGAUAAAAUGAGUCGAAGCCGGAACCCUCCGCCGAAGGGCCAAGGGGCCGCCAGGGCCAAACAGAUGGGACUGCUGUUGGAUUUGGCCCCUGACAGUGGGCUGGAUGACUCUGGAGGAAAUGAGGAGGAGUUAGAGGCGGAGCUUCUGGCCCUGGUGGGAGGUGGAGGAAAGGGCGGGCCAGCGGGCAAGAAGGGUGGAGGGAAAGCUCCAGUGCCCAUGGAGGACAUCGAGCGGAUGGCAGCUCUGUGUAUGAAGGAUCUGGAUGAAGACGGAGAUGAUGACGGGGAUUUGGAGAAUGAUGCUGAUCUCUUAGCCGAGCUGAAUGAGGUGCUAGAAGAGGAAGUGGUGAGGAAACCCCCUCCAUCACCAGCACCCCCUCAGCGCUCAAACGCAGCGCCUCGGUCAACCCCUGCAUCCCAGAGUGCUCCAGCUAGUCUGGAGUCUCGCCUGCAAGAGCGCAUCGACAUGUACCAAACAGCCAUCGGCAACGCCAAGGCAGCAGGAGAGACCAGCAAAGCACGCAGAUACGACCGCGGACUGAAGACUCUCCAGUCAAUGCUGACAUCAGUUAAAAAAGGGAAACCCGUCAAUGAAGAAGAGAUGCCUCCUCCGGUGGCCACUGGUGGAAAACCCUCUCCUGUUCCACAGGCCGAGCCAAUCAGAGAGCAGGACAAGACUCCUCCAGCAUACACUCCACCUCAGACGACCAAUGAGAAGCCAUUGCAGGAGGCCAGACCAGUCGCACCACCCAAACCUCAACUACUACAGCCUCCCUCACAGAGAUCAACAGCCAUAACGCCUGAUACACCAGCCAUAUCACCCCUCACACCCAGCCAGCCCAAUGCGCCACACUCAGGGCCCAAAGCGAGUAUAUUAAACAGACAGAGAGAGUAUAAACUGGCAGCCAUACAGGCCAAACAGAGCGGAAACACAGACCAGGCCAAACAACUCUACCUCAUCGCCAAGAAAUUAGACUCAAUGGUGGAGACUGUUGACAAAGGGGAGUUUUUCGAUAUAAGCUCUCUGCCGCCCCCUCCUGGAGAGGUUGAAGUGCCACAUUCAAACCCUCCUCAGAUGUCUACUAAACCAGCCGCUCCCCCUACUGCACCAACGGCUGCCCCAAACACAACUCUCUCGGCUCCUCGGAGUGUUGGCGAGGCCUUACAGCAGCGCAUGGACAAAUACAAAGAAGCUGCUGAAAGCGCCAAGAGCAAAGGAGACGAUCGCAAGGCACGCAUGCACCAGCGGAUAGUCAAGCAAUAUCAAGAUGCCAUAAAAGCUCAUAAAGCAGGACAGCCGGUGAAUUUGGCAGAUCUUCCUGUUCCACCAGGUUGUCCUCCGCUACAGGGCACUGAGGGAGGUGGUCAGAAUUUUAUGGGCGUCCUGGAGACCGCAAUGAAACUGGCCAAUCAGGACGAAGAUGAAGACGAGGAGUCACCGAAGGAAACAACAAAGCCAUCAGCUCAACCUGCUGUUCAGAAAUCAAGAGCUCCCGCUCCUCCAAAAGCAUCGUCGACCGCAGGAACGCCCACUGGCUCAACAAACACCCUUAAACUGGGGGGGAAAGCCCAGCAGCAGUUGGAUUUCUUGACGAUGCGCCGGCAGCAGUUUGUGAAGGCAGCGUUGCGCUCUAAAGAGAUGAAGGACAUGCAGGGAGCCGCUCAGCACCUCAGAAACGCUAAAGGCCUGGAUCCCAUGAUUAAUGCUGCCAAAGCAGGACUUCCUGUCGACAUCACCAAGGUGCCGAGCGCUCCUGUCAGUGAGGAAGACUACAGACUCUCUCAAUCUCGCUCAUCUUCUCUCUCCCCUCGUUUAGCUGAGCAGUACGCUCAACUCAUGGGGCAGCUCAAACAACAACAUGAGAAAUGCCUUGCCUACUCCCAGCAGUUCACACAUUUGGGGAAUGUAGCAGAAACUGCCAGGCUUGAGAAGUUGGCUGAAGAAUGCAUGAGUAAUAUUGAACUGCUGAAGAAAUCUCACGCUAAAGGAAAAUCAGUUCCUAAGUUCCACUCAGAGGAGCGCACCUUCAACGCUGUCAAGAUCAAUCCUAACCUUACGGCCAAUGACAUGGCACUAAUCAUCGUGAAAGGAAUCAACCUUCCAGCUCCUCCAGGAGUUUCAGUCAGUGAUCUGGAUGCAAGUGUGCGCUUUGAGUUUCCUUUCCCCAGUGCGGAAGAGGCUCAGAGAGACAGAACUAGCACUGUGAAAAACACCAACAGUCCAGAGUUUAAGGAACAGUUUAAGCUGAACAUUAAGCGAGAUCAUCGAGGCUUCAAGAGAAUUGUACAGACCAAAGGCAUAAAGUUUGAGAUCAUACACAAAGGUGGUCUCUUUAAGACAGAUAAAGUGGUGGGAAGUGCUCAGCUGAAACUGGAAGCUCUGGAGAACCAGUGUGAGAUCAGAGAAAUCAUUGAUGUGCUGGAUGGGCGGAAGGCGACGGGAGGGAAAUUGGAGGUGCGUGUGAAGAUCCGAGAGCCGCUGGGUGGAGUUCAGCUACAGUCGGUGACAGAGAAAUGGCUUGUCAUUGACCCCUUGACCCCCUCACCUGAGAAAGAGAGAGACCGAGAGAGAGAACGGGCCCCUUCACCAAGAUCCAAACCCAGAAAUGAUCACGACAGGAACAGCAAACCAAGCUCGUCGCCGCCGCAAUAUAAACUGCACAGCUUCAGUCUGCUGAACCACGACAAAGAAAGAUUGGAGUGGAAGAUCAGUGAUUGUAAGAAGAACAGACAAGACCCAUCAGAACUGAUCAGACAGCACAUGGACGUCUGUCAACGACUUCAUUGGCAGAAGUCAUACCUGGAGAGACACCCUGCUGCACUGAUAGAAUAUGAGAAUGUGCUGCGGAAGUUUGUUCAUGGUCUCUCGGAUUCGGUGAAAAUUUUUUCCAGUCAAGGCAACAGGGAUGCAGCAAAAGAUGCUCUCGGCCGACUGAAGAAGGUGGAGAAUGAGCUGGAGUCAGUGAGGAAAAAACGAGGCAUCAGAGAGUGAAGAAACGUGUCAAGUGGCGAGACUGUCGGCGGAAAAACUGUUCACAUCACUAAUGAAAUCAUGAGAUUAUGAAUUGAUACUGGCAGAUACAGAGCUGCAGAGGGGAACAGAACUAAACACUAUAUCACACAAAUAUUUAAAGGUAUAGUUCACCCAUAAGAGUAAAUUCUAUCAAGUCGUUCCAAACCUGCGUGACUUACUUUCUUUCAUAGAACACAAAAAAGACACGUUAAAGAAAUGUUGAGGUGCUUUUUUUCCAUACAACGAAAGAAGACAGUGACCACAAAAUGUCAAAAAGCAUAAUAAAUGUACCAUGAAAGUCUUCUGAUUUAGCAUGCUGCGUUCUGAUCAGUCAAGUGACAUGCUUGAACCAAUGACCUUCAGAAUUAAGAUUCAAAACUGGAACGUGUUUCCAUUCACCAUAUUUUAAUGCAUGUAAAUGAAGUUUUUGAGCUGUGGCAGAGGGCAAGAUUUUCAUUGACUAAUGACUUAUAUCUCGAUCAGAUUGUAUGUUAAGGUGCAUGUUCACUUUCAUUGUAUGGAAAAAAGUAGCUCGGACAUUCAGCUGAAAUAUAGAAAGUCAUAUGUGUUUGGAACGGCAUGAGUAUGAUGUUAUUUUCAUGGGUGAACUGAUCCUAAAGCACCUUUAGAAUUGCUGCUCUCAAAUCUUCAGAACACUCCUUGUUGCUCUAUAAUUCUCUUUUGUAAGGAGAGACGUCUGAAUGUUAAAUAAGUGUGGAAGCUUGAUCCCACCUAGGAAUACCGUUUUUAAAAAGGUAAUUCUGACUUUUUGUCUCACAAGUGUGACUUCUCAUCUUUGCAAGUUUAUUUCUUGUAAUUGCAAGUUUGCUAGACAUAAAAUCGAAAUUGCGAGAUGUGAAGUCACAAUUCCAAAAUGUAAAAUAACAAUUCCAAGAUAUAAACUCACAGUUCCGAGAGCUGAACUAAACAUUAUGAGAUAUAAGGUCAAGAAAUAAUAAUUACAAGAAAGUCAGUUCCAACAGUGAACUUGCAAUUACGUGAAGAAAACUCGGAACUCCGAGAUGUGAAGUCAGAGUUCCCAGGGGUGAAUUCAAAUUUAUGCGUUUGUAUCUUGUAUUCCAAGAUACAUAGUCACAAUUCCGAGAGGUGAACUAAAAUUUAUGAGAUACAAAGUCACAAUUACGAGAUAUAAAGUCACAAUUCCGAGAUACAUAGUCACAAUUCCGAGACAUAAAGUCAAAGUUUCAACAGUGAACUUGCAAUUGCAAGAUAUAAAGUCACAAUUCCGAGAUACAUAGUCACAAUUCCGAGAUAUAAAGUCACAAUUCCGAGAUACAUAGUCACAAUUCCGAGAUACACAAUCACAAUUCCGAGAUACACAGUCACAAUUCCAAGAUACACAGUCACAAUUCCGAGAUACAAAGUCACAAUUCCGAGAUAUAAAGUCACAAUUCCGAGAUACAGUCACAAUUCCGAGAUACACAAUCACAAUUCCAAGAUACACAGUCACAAUUCCGAGAUAUAAAGUCACAAUUCCGAGAUACAGUCACAAUUCCGAGAUACACAAUCACAAUUCCGAGAUACACAGUCACAAUUCCAAGAUACACAGUCACAAUUCCGAGAUACAAAGUCACAAUUCCGAGACAUAAAGUCAAAGUUCCAACAGUGAACUUGCAAUUGCAAGAUAUAAAGUCACAAUUCCGAGAUACACAGUCACAAUUCCGAGAUACACAGUCACAAUUCGAGAUAUAAAGUCAAAGUUCCAACAGUGAACUUACAAUUGCAAGAUAUAAAGUCACAAUUCCGAGAUACAAAGUCACAAUUCCGAGAUAUAAAAUGGUUAUUCUGAGAUGUGAACUUGCAAUUACGAGCCGUGAAUUCCGAAAUAUAAACUAAAUUCUGAUAAAUAAACUCGCAAUUACGAGAAAUACAAUUUAAAUUGUGAGGUUUAAUGUCAGAAUUGCUUUUUUAAAGGUGUGUUUGUUCCGUGAUAGCAUCAAGGCUCCAUAAUUAAGAAUAUAAGUGUGAGAUCCAACUCGUUUGUAUUGGGCUGAUCUCACUGUUUGUGCAAACAUGAAGCGCCAUCAUGCGCUAAAAUGUGUUGUAUAUAAAUCCCAUCAGUCACUGAUCAGGAAACCAGUCUGUGUGGAACAAGCUCAAUCCAAUCAAGCUUUUAUGCACUACAAAAAACACAAGCUGAUCUUUUUGUAACUUUUUUUCUUUCGUCUUCCAUCAACCGAAAUCAUUUACCUUCCCUUACCUCUCUCUCUCUCUCUCUCUCUCUCCCUCUCUCUCUCUUUCACAUGUAUAAAUGCUGUUAAUCUGUGCUUUAUAAAAGUGUCUUUACUGUAAUCUGUGUCCUACAAUAUUCCCAGAUUAGGAUAAUACCUCUGCGUGGCUAUGAUAUGGGAAUAAUCUUGGCACUCCUGUGUGUGUGUGUGUGUGUGUGUGUGUGUGUGUGUGUGUGUGUGUGUGUGUGUGUGUGUGUGUGUGUGUGUGUGUGUGUGUGUGUGUGUGUUAGAUGGAGAA